GUGGCAACCUUAAAAAUAAUACUACCAUUUUACAACGCUGAUUCUAUGUUUUUUCUAUAUUGUCGAGUGAAAUAAAUUUUUACGAUUUUCACGACGGAACAAAUUAAUUUAAUAGAGAAAAAUAGUGCAGCUUCAAAAAAAUUAAUUUGAAAAAAAGAACGCAUUAAAUAGUUAAUAAAUAUUGAAAAGACAAAGUUUUAACCAUUUCUAGAGUUGAAAUAAACAAGAAAUUAAUACCGCAUACCACAGCAAAGGAAAAAAUUCAACGAGAAAAAAAUUGCAAAAAGAAAAAAAUAAGUAGAAAAAGAAGUAUAAACGAACACACAAGUUUUGGAUAACGAUAAAAAGAAGUCAGUGACAGCACCGUUUUUGUAUUGUUUGCAGCAGCGAAGUCGGCGCAAAAAUUCUGCAUACUUAAAGUUACACCCGAACAUGUAUAUUUUAAAUGGGAUUAAAGCAGAUUUGAAACCUGGCCCAUUGUAUGUUGAAAAAUCUUAUGGGAAAUUACAUUGAGUCUAUUUGAAGGUUUGAAGAAAGAAUUGAAAAACAAAUAACAUAGACCGCUGCCGCAGCAUAAACAGCAGCAGAGCAGCAGCAGAACCAUACAUAACAACGAGUAAACACGAGUGGCGAGUAGCAAUUUUUCUUUUUCUUUUACUGCUCUUCGUACGACUUUUUGUGAUUAUUUUAAUUUUUUGUGAAACUAUAUUACACGAUACGGUAUCGAAAGAAAAAUACAAAAAAAGGCCAAUGUGGUUAUCAACCUGUUUAUAUAGUGACUGUUUACAAGAUUUGAGAAUAUAAAAAAUAAUUUAUAUGAAAAAUUUUAAAUAUCAAACCAACUUUUUAGGUUGGUUUUAAAUGUGAAAAAGAAAAAAUAAAACACAAACGAAGCAAAAAACGGGCCUGAAUUUUAAGCAACAGAAGAGUAACAAGAACACGUAACGCCUCCGCCGUUGUCACUUUGACGCCAACGGUCAUUUGCAACAAUAAGGCGUAAUAGUGCGUCACAGUGAUGCGGCAUUGGUCAAAACAAAACAAAUCCAAGCCCAGGAAUAUAACAAAAAGAAACACUACUACACAAGUAAACAACAACUAUAUUAUUCGUUCCAAUCGUUCAAAAGUAACCAUUUGUCGUUGAAAUUGUGUUUAUAAAGUAAAGAUUUUGCAAAACCUUAACACCCGGUUACAGUGUUGCGAUCUAUUAUAGCAAUGAUUAGUAAAAGCGAUGUGAUAAUGUGGUUUAAAGCCCUCGAAAGCUAUAAGAGAAUCGACACCAUGUGUACUCUACUAAAUAUGUGUCUACCGUUUGAGUUGCGCUUCUUGGGCACCUGCCUGGAGGAGUUAGGACGUCGGGACUCGCAAGAAUUGCGUGGCAUGGAGUUGAGGGCUAAUAAUCCUCAAGAUUUGGCUACCGAUAUGAUUGCAUGCCAAAAAGGUGAACCUACAGAUAUUAAGGUGCGACGAAAAAUGGCUUUGUAUUUGGCACUGAUUCGGGCCUGUAAUCGCACCAAUGUUACGGAAAUAUUUCGUACGCUUGAAUCAUGGGGCGAACUUGAUUUCUCCAACAUGACCGACAUUGAUACGUUGAAAGAGCUGCUGCUUGUUUACACGAUGGCUGCCAAUCAUCCGGUAUUCGAAUUCGAGCAGCAUUUAAAGUUUAUGAAGAUUUUUGAAAAAAUUAAAGAGAAUAAAUUGGUAGCCGAUAGUCCUUCGACAACGGCCUCACCGCCGCCACAAGCACACACUUCACAUCAGAAUGUUCAUUUCGAACAGACGCUGCAUAUGACUCAACAACAGAUGCAACAACAUAUUGCACCACCGUCCCAACAGGAUUUUAUGCAACAACAUGCUUUGCAUGCAGCAAUGCAUCCCAGUGGCCAACAUCAUCAACUGUUGGCACCAACACCUAUGCAAAUGUUGCCACAGGGUACCAUACCCUUAAACUAUCCACAGAGUCAUUUAGCAAAGUUAAUACCUACUGCUGAUGGACAAUCCUUGCAACAUCAAAUAACCACUGUCGACGGAAUACCACACAUGAUUUCCUCAAACAUCACCAUUCCAGAUACCAGCAAUGCCGCCGCCGCCAUACUAACACAUCCCAAUGCUGCCUCCUGGGCAAUGCGUCAAUAUCAUCAACAACCACCACCACAAACAGCAGGCAAUCAGCAACAAAUGAUGGAUCAUCCACCGCAAGCCUCAUCGCCGAUGCUAAGUCAACAGUCGUCGCCUGCUAGUAGUCGGGCUACCAGUCCAAAUCGUACUUCAUCGUGCGACAGUGGCAUGCAGACAACACAGCAACAGAAUAACUCACAGUUGCGUGGCAUGCAAAGAAUGGGACAGACAUCGUUAAAGAAUAUAAGACGUCCAUCGGCUGAGACAACGCCACCGCCGCCCAUGAUGUCUAAUGAGUUAAUAAUGCCGCAGAAUAUGAAACAAAUACAAGAGGUGGUUAUGAAUAACGAUGGCAGUGGAAAUCAGCUACAAAAUCUUAUACGCAAUGGCUAUACAAGAUCUGGUAAUCAUCCACGAAUAAAGUCGGGCACAUAUAUACCACCACAUCAACAGCAGCAGCAACAGCAGUCGCCAGUUAAUCAACAACACUAUCAAGGUCCAUUUGCCGUAAAUACCGGCCUCACCUAUGCCAUGCAAAACAUGUCCAUGUCAUCGUCCGAUAUGUCUUCAUCCGGACACCAUAGCAUGGACGGCAGUGGAGGUAAUAUGAUGAGCAUGAAUUCGAAUAAAAGCACUGGCAGUGAUUCGGGUUCAUCGAUUGGCUCUUCGGGUGAAAUAUCACCACCCGAAACACCCACUCUAAUGAUGAAUAAUGUGACAAAUCCCGCCAUGAGAAUGUCUUCGAGCAGUGGUGAUAUUCAACAAACACAACAGCAACAGCAGCCAACACAAAAACAUCACCAGCCUUCCCAGCUGAGCUACAACAAACAAUUGGGUCUAACUCGUUUGAAUGGACGUUCCGAAAAAAUGUUGUCGUCGAACUCCGCGGGAGGCAACAAUGUAAUGACCACGAGCACUCUUAUUUAUGCUCAGCCCCAGCAACAACAACAACAGCAGACAUCCAAUCAACAAGCCAUUUACGCUAAUGAAAUGUUAAUGGGUGGUGGCGGCUCCGCAAAUGUAAUGCAAACUUCUCUAACCAACAAUAACUCGGCUGGCAGCCCGGCCAAUGUGGUGUCGAGCAACAACAACAUGGUGGGCAACAACACCGUACUCAUAAGUUCCCCCAGUGCUGGCGGUGCAACAUUGGGAAAUGUCAUUUCAACAAACUCGGUGAUUCUACAACCACAUCAGCAACAAUAUAAUGCCACGUAUCCUUAUCAUGCCGCAGCGGCCGCAGCUGCUGCUCAACAUUUAGCAGCCACCUCAGCCAGACCACCCCUAAUGGCACAUAAUCCCGGCAUGCCGCCUCCACAACACAACACUUUCCGUCUGCCGGGUUUUCAGUUGCCGCCCAAUGGUGGUGAGCUGUUGUAUCCAGCUUAUCAUCCGGCCGGCGGUAUAACAUUUCUAUCGGGUGCACCACCGCCCGGAGCUCCCUCCGUUACGCUGAGAACCACCAAUAGUGGGGCAGCUGUUGUCAGUACACAGGCCGUAAGCCAACCGCCAACGCCACAACAAGUACCACCGCCAUCACAACAACUGCAGCAAACCACACCGGCAGCCACAGUCAUUGCUUCUCCCUACACAUCGCUAACGACGGUUGGUUUGGCCAACAAACCUCUGUCCUGCUACAAUUGUGGCUCACAAAGCCACAGUGGCCGUGAAUGUCAAGAAGCCUCCAUGGAGGAUGUAACACGUAGCGCCUACAAGUUAGACUACUCACAAGCGGCCACGGGAGCGGGCGCGGGGACACCAACAGCUGCCACUACACCUGCCAAUCAACAACAACAGCCACCACAACAGCAACUUGUUGGCAACAGUGCGUCAGACUCAACGAUAUCCAACACACACAGCCAACAUAAAACGCACGACAGUAGUGCUGUGCAAUCAAUUUCAGCUGUAACCGCCUCAGCAGUUGUGGCGUCAUCGUCAGCGACGUCCAUGGCUGCUACAGCGACAGCGGGUGCAAAAUGAAGCAUAAACCGAGAACAGUAGUGAGUUUCAUUCAUUAAAAAAUAACAAAAAAACAAACAAACAAAA
Messenger RNA from Calliphora vicina (urban bluebottle blowfly), 4158 nucleotides. RefSeq lists its product as uncharacterized. The record is from RefSeq and is a predicted model, not a curated record. Bases 1213 to 4092 code for a protein of 959 amino acids. Gene Ontology annotation, molecular function: zinc ion binding; nucleic acid binding. NCBI's taxonomy places the organism in Eukaryota, Metazoa, Arthropoda, Insecta, Diptera, Calliphoridae. The transcript has 3 exons.